Motacilla alba alba is the source of this 2619-nucleotide messenger RNA. It is a transcript of the gene ADCYAP1R1, whose product is annotated as ADCYAP receptor type I. NCBI's taxonomy places the organism in Eukaryota, Metazoa, Chordata, Aves, Passeriformes, Motacillidae. Gene Ontology annotation, molecular function: vasoactive intestinal polypeptide receptor activity; G protein-coupled peptide receptor activity; peptide hormone binding. Gene Ontology annotation, biological process: cell surface receptor signaling pathway; adenylate cyclase-modulating G protein-coupled receptor signaling pathway. Gene Ontology annotation, cellular component: neuron projection; plasma membrane. The record is from RefSeq and is a predicted model, not a curated record. The transcript is spliced from 18 exons. Bases 807 to 2414 code for a protein of 535 amino acids.
GUUGGAAUCUGAGGAGUUUGCGGCCAGGGAGAGAACGAGGAUGUGAUAAUGCAGCUUGCUGAGCAGAACUGGAAAAUGCACGGGGUAAAAAAAGGGAGAUUUGAUUAGUGGCACACGGGUGUUUAUGUGUCUACAUGAUCAUCCCACUUACAGAGCAGCAGAUGUGGAAGAACUCCCUGGAAGUCAGUGGAUUUCUUCUGCAUCUGAUCUGCAGGUAAACAGAAUCUGGCCUUUAGCUUGAAGGAUGCAUUGGAGUAGCACUGGAAGUAGCUAUCAUAGGGAGAAAAUCCUAACUAAAGUGAAUAAGGCAGCAAAGUGAUGUGAUUCUUUCUCAGGGAAUUAUCAAUUACCAUCCGUCUGGUGCAUGUUAAUUACAGUGUGUGUGGUGGACUGGUACAGCAAUAUGUAACUGAAGCAGCAUGUUGGAUUUUUCUAUUUCAUCUGUUGGAGUCAAAAAAAAACCAAAAACAAAUAGAUUUGUACUUGCUGUUAUUUGGGUACACACCCCCUCACUCCUCUGCCCAGCCUAUGAUGCAGCACUGGUCAGGUACAGCAGGGAAAUGCUUCCGUGGCUAAUCCAAGGGAAUGUUUGAUUACUGGAGGUUCAUGAUAGCACAGAGGCAAACUCCUGAAAGUGCUCCUGGUGUAGCUGCAGAGAAAGAACGUGUUAUACAAGCAUCUCUCUCUGGCUAAUGCCAAACAGCCUGGAGCUGGCUUGGAAGAAGUUGUCCUGUAGGAUGGAGAUCUUGAUGUGAAGACCUCAAAAUAUCAGCAGAGCCUGUGCUUCAGUCCUAAUCUCAGUGUUAAUGAGCAAAACUUGUCCAAAAUUAGGAGAGAAGAUGGCCAUCAACUGGAAGGUCUGCUUCUUCAGCCUCGUAUUGCUUCCUGUGGUUGCAGCAACCCAUUCCAACUGCAUCAUUAAAAAGGAGCAAGAGACUUGUCUGGAGAAGAUCCGGAGGGCGACGGCCCUGAACCCUCUCAAUGACUCUUCCCCGGGUUGCCCAGGAAUGUGGGACAAUAUCACAUGCUGGAAACCUGCAAGUGUGGGGGAAAUUGUCUUUGUCAAGUGUCCUGCACUCUUCAGAUUUAUCAUCUCUGAAGAUGGUUGGGAAGUGGAUAAUUUGGGGCAAACCCAUGCAGGUGAUUAUGACCUGCUGGAAAGCACAGCCCAGUCUCUCCUAGGGGACAUCAGCAGGAAUUGCACUGAAGAUGGCUGGUCUGAACCUUUCCCUCAUUACUACGAUGCCUGCGGCUUCGAUGAGAAUGAAACAGAAUCUGAUAAUCAGGAUUACUACUAUCUCUCAGUGAAGGCUCUGUACACCGUGGGAUACAGCACUUCCCUGGUUUCCCUCACCACUGCCAUGGUCAUCCUGUGUCGCUUCAGGAAGCUUCACUGCACUCGGAAUUUCAUCCACAUGAACCUUUUUGUUUCAUUCAUCCUCCGUGCAAUAUCUGUGUUCAUCAAGGACGGGGUUCUUUAUGCUGAGCAGGAUGGGAACCACUGUUUCAUCUCCACGGUGGAAUGCAAAGCAGUGAUGGUGUUUUUUCACUACUGUGUCAUGUCCAACUACUUCUGGCUGUUCAUCGAGGGGUUGUACCUCUUCACUUUGUUGGUGGAGACCUUCUUCCCAGAGAGGAGAUAUUUCUACUGGUACACAAUCAUUGGCUGGGGUACCCCAACAAUUUGUGUCACUGUCUGGGCAGUGCUGAGGCUCCACUUCGAUGACACUGGCUGCUGGGACAUGAAUGACAACACUGCCUUGUGGUGGGUGAUCAAGGGUCCCGUGGUUGGGUCAAUCAUGAUAAACUUUGUGCUUUUUAUUGGCAUAAUUGUGAUACUUGUGCAGAAACUCCAGUCACCUGACAUCGGGGGCAAUGAAUCCAGCAUUUACUUCACCCUCCCUCUUCCUCCCAGAUGCAGCUGCAGUCCCUGCCCAGGACACUUGCGCAGCUGCGUUCAGAAAUGCUACUGUAAGCCUAAGAGGGCUAACCAGCACUCUUGCAAGAUGUCAGAACUAUCAACCAUUACCCUGAGACUGGCUCGCUCCACCCUGCUGCUGAUCCCUUUGUUUGGAAUUCACUACACGGUGUUUGCCUUUUCUCCUGAGAAUGUCAGUAAGAGGGAGAGGCUGGUGUUUGAAUUGGGACUGGGAUCCUUCCAGGGUUUUGUUGUUGCUGUUCUCUACUGCUUCUUGAAUGGGGAGUUUCUCCCUAAAGGUGCAAUCAGAAAUAAAGAGAAAAUGGAGGAGCUGGAAAGUCAACCGGUAUUUUGCUGUGGAUUUCAAACAUCGCCAUCCUUCUCUAGCGAGCAGCGGAGUGAACGGGGGGACACAACUCUCCAUUCUGAGCAAGAGCAGCUCUCAGAUUCGGAUGUCCAGCAUAAAUGCAGAGAACCUGGCGACAUGAGCAGCUGAGGAGAGCAAAGCAACCACAAGCAAACCAAAAACCAUCCCUUGAAAAAGAAAAAAAAAUGAAAUAAUAGUUUUGGUGGUGGUGCAGGUCUCGCUUCCUUUCCUUUCCUUUCCUUUCCUUUCCUUUCCUUUCCUUUCCUUUCCUUUCCUUUCCUUUCCUUUCCUUUCCUUUCCUUUCCUUUCCUUUCCUUUCCUUUCCUUUCCUUUC